Messenger RNA from Thecamonas trahens ATCC 50062, 1530 nucleotides. RefSeq names its product AAA family ATPase. Lineage: Eukaryota; Apusomonadida; Apusomonadidae. The coding region runs from base 1 to 1530 and encodes 509 amino acids. The transcript has a single exon. Gene Ontology annotation, molecular function: ATP hydrolysis activity; ATP binding. The record is from RefSeq and is a predicted model, not a curated record.
AUGACCUCGGAAGUCGGCUGGCGGGCACUGGCAGGGGCACUGAAACGGCAUGCGGGUGGCGACCCACAUCCUGAGGUCCAUUCAAUCCUGGUCACUGCACAGGUCGGCCUUGGUGCUGCUGCAUGGGUUGUCGACCAGACUGAGACGGCCGGCGGUCUCGUCGCUCACUGCCACCCGUCCGAGGUCUUCGCUGGCUUUCCGGGCGAUGUGCGGCGCGGGCUGGCGCAUGCAGUCCAUGCUGCUGGUGUGAAGGCACUUGAAGGUCUCCCGGUUGUGCUUGUAGUCCACGACGUCGAGCUGCUGGCGCCCGGGAAGCGGAGGGCCGCAAGCGCACCCGAUCGUGAUGAGCUUCUCACCGAGCUCGGCCUCGUGGCGCUGAUCCGGGCUGCGCCCUCAUCGGAUGUUCUGCUCGUGCUCAUUGCCGAGAGCACUGCUCUUGUUUCGCGUCGCGUUGUCUCGUCUGUGAACGUGGUCAUUCCGCUCGCCGCCAUGCCCGGCCCGAUGCGGAUGACCCGGGCACUCGCCGAUGCCGCCGCCGCCGGGCUCGAGUGUCCGGACACGCCUUCGACGAGAUGCGCACUGAGCGCGGUCUCGCAGGGAUAUGUCUUUGACGACUUGCGCCAGGGCGUCCGCAAUGCGGCGCUUGACUGCGCCAUGGCAAGUUGCUCGCGUGACGCCCACCUCGGCGCCGUCUGCACCGCGCUGGAGCGCGUCACCCCGCUGUCGCAGUAUGACGCACCGGUCUCUGUCCCAAACGUCUCAUUUGACGACAUCGGUGGUCUCGACCGCGCCAAAGCCUUGCUUGGUGAUGUCGUAGCCGAGGUCAAGGCUGCAGCCUCUGCCCGUGACAUUGGCGAUGGGCCGGGCGGCUUUGCGCGCGGCGUUCUGCUCCACGGCCCGCCGGGCACCGGCAAGACCAUGCUUGCCAAGGCUUGCGCUUCUGCGCUCGGCGCUUCGUUUCUCGCAGUUCCAAUGUCUCGCAUUCUGGUUGGCUUUGUGGGUGCGUCGGAAAAGGCGCUGGCGAGCUUGUUUGCCGUUGCACGCUCCGCAGCGCCGUGCCUGGUCUUCUUUGACGAGCUGCAGGCAGUGUUUGGCGUCCGCGGUGCGUCCAAAGCGAGUGCGUCGGACAACAACCUCGUCACGCUCCUGCUUACCGAGAUGACGGCCUCUGCCCCACAUGGCGUUUUGGUUGUCGGCGCAACUAACGUGCUGGCCGGCAUCGAUCCUGCGCUCCUCACACCGGGCCGCUUCGACAUUAGCAUUCUGGUUGAUACGCCGGGCCCCGCCGACCGCGCAGCCAUCCUCAGCGGCAUCCUCGCAGCCAUGCCGUGCGCUGCAGGCCUUGACUUGACAUCGCCCCGGUUCGAUGCCAUUGUGACCGCAACAGACUCCGCCUCGGGCGCGGAUCUCCACGGCCUCGUCCACGCUGCCGGUCUUGCGGCCCUCCUCCGCAACGUCGUCUCUCCCACGCUCACCUACGACGAUCUCGAUGCUUCCAUUGCCCGUUCAGCGCUUCUCCACUCCAGCUGA